CCUUUAACUACUUAUUCUUCCUUUCUUUAAUGCCUGUAGGGUCACCUGCACGGAGCCAUGUGCUGACUCCCAAGAAAAGAGAGAAACUUCACACCACCCCUCCUUCGUCCCACCAACCAUCCACAACGUUCCAUAAUUCCAUCUCUCUCUCUCUCUCUCUCUCUCUCUCUCUCUCUCUCGUUCUUCGUUCCUUCCUUCCUUCCAUCCAUGGAGAAACCCAACUUCAAUCCAGAAGCCCCCACCCUCACCACAUCAACCUUGCAAGUCCUCUCUCCAAGCAGUAGUGGAAGGAGAAGCAGCGCUUCCAACUCAUCGGAAUUCGAGUUUUGGAUGGUCAGGAACCCUUCAUUCCCACAACCCCAAAUCCUCUCAGCCGACGAAUUGUUCGUCGACGGCGUACUACUCCCUCUCCACCUCCUCCGACACCAUUCUGAUCCACCAGACCCAGAAGAACACAAAGCCAAUUCAGAAACUCCUAACCCUGAACCUGAACCUGAACCUGAGUCUGAACCCGGACCUGGACCCCAGUCCUCGGCCGUGUUAUUACCCGAGUUAUCGACGGGGUUAACUACAUCUAAGCGAUGGAGGGACAUUUUCAAGAUAGGGGAGAAGAGAACAACAGCCACAACGUCUUCCGCAGGCGUCGAAGACAGAGAGAAAGACAAAGACAAGGAGAAGAAGAAAGAAAGGAAGACUGGUGGUGGCAGCGCUAGCGGGGCGGAGCUGAACAUCAACCUAUGGCCAUUCUCGAGGAGCCGCUCCGCUGGGAAUGGUGGCAACAGACCGAAGCUAGCCGUGGCGGCGACCCGGAAGGUAAGUAGCGCGCCCUGUUCUCGUAGUAACUCGGCGGGCGAGUCCAAGUCGAGGAGAUGGCCGAGUAGUCCUGGCAGAGUUGGGUUUCAUCUGGGAAGGACUAGUCCCGUUUGGCAGAUCCGUCGCGGAGGCUCCGGCGUCAGGAGCUCCGACCUGACGGAGCCGGUGGUAGUUGGAAAUGUCGAUAAGGGAGGGACUUCGAAGAGUUCCGAGCCUGUGGCUAAUAACGAAGACAAGGGAAGGAAGAAGGAAACAAAAGAGACUCGCCGGAGCAAGAAUAAUGGCGGCGGUGGCGGUGGAGGUUCCAAGGCUAGGGUUUUGAAUUUGAAUGUUCCGAUGUGCAUCGGGUAUCGCCAGCAUUUGAGUUGUAGAAGCGACCAGAACGGCACCGUUGGUGGUGAAGUUGGAGGUGGCAGUGAAAGUCAGAGCAGCAGCGGCGCUGCCGGUAACAGUGGUAGUGGGGGUAGCCUCUUAAACCUGCGCACCAUAUUCUCCAAGAAAGUGUAUUAAACAAGAACUGGGUUUAUUAAUUGCGAUUUUGUUCAGUUUACAACGCUCUUCACUUGUCUGAUUUCUUGUGUAAUUAAAUCUGAAUUGCUUCUGCUUGCUUUAGAUUCUUAGAUAAGAGAGAAGCUUCUGUGUAUGUGUUUUUGUAUUUAACUAACAUUAAGAAGGGAGUUAAAUAGUUUGUUAGUUACUUGUUUAA
Telopea speciosissima is the source of this 1519-nucleotide messenger RNA. RefSeq lists its product as uncharacterized. The transcript has a single exon. NCBI's taxonomy places the organism in Eukaryota, Viridiplantae, Streptophyta, Magnoliopsida, Proteales, Proteaceae. The record is from RefSeq and is a predicted model, not a curated record. The coding region runs from base 208 to 1323 and encodes 371 amino acids.